AUGGCCUUGCAGAGACUAGCAAGAUAUGGCCCUAAGGUGCCCAGCCACCUGUCCGGUGGAGGCGACCGGGUCCGGCAUUGUGGCAGCUUAUUCAGGAAUUGGGAGGCGCCACAGGUGCCACAGCCGCAGCCCUUUGCGGUUUGCUUGGGCUCUCCCGAAGGGACGCGGCUGCGGACGGCUUCUGCUGGGCUCCGGCAUUUGCCGCAAGACAUUCAUCGACAGCAGACCGUAGAGGCAUUCCGUCAGCGAAGUUUGAGGAUGUUCUCCUCCGGCAACCUCCCUAGCGUGUUUACUUUACAGGAAAUCAAGGAGGUGCCGAUAACAACUUGCUUGAUGACGAAGUGGGUGUUGGAUAAGAUAGGAGCAGACUCAGACACCCUUCAAUGUUUUAUUCCAGCGAAUACGAAGAAAUCGACAGAUGCUCAUUCAAGAAGCUUCUUUGAAGGGUGGAUACAAGCUCGGAUAGGUUUUGCAUGUCGCCCAUCUCAAGCACUACGAGAUGCUUUCCGCCGGGCUUAUGACGACCGCCUUCUUCGUUGGGGGCGCCUGCUGGAGGUCCUCGAUUGCUUUGCAGGCGACAUCGCGUACCACUAUUGUACACCUGAAGAGGAGGGUUAUUCUAAGCUGACGACUCUGAUGGUAACAGCUUCUAUCGAACACAUGGAGUUCAGCGAUGCGCCGGACGGUCAUACGACGGAAGACCGAGUGGUCAGAGGCCUAAGCGUGGAGGAGGACCUGACGCUGAUAGGCUGCGUGACACAAAGCGGUUCCUCUUCGGUUGGCAUUAGGAUUGAGAUGCAGCAGAACAACGAAGUGAAGGGAAGCGUUUCGUUCGUUAUGGUUGCCGUCGACGCGACGGGCAAACCUGUCAAGAAGGUGCCUCGGCUUGAUGACAGCAGUUGCAGUCCUGAGCUCCGGAGCCUUAUCGCCAGCUCAGCAAGCGGAUUCGUUGCCCGGAAGGCCAAUGCAGGAAAGAUGUUCUCUUUGGUCCCUCCCGAACCCGAGGAGUCUGUCUUCUUGCAUGACGUGUGGAAAAAAUCUCUAAUCGGAAGGGAGAACAUAGUGUGGAUGCGGGACACGAAACUGGCAUCAGCGGAGCUGAUCCAGCCGGAGGCCUUAUCCAGAUACAACAGGGCGUUCGGUGGAUUGGUCUCGCGGAAAGCACUGGAACUCUCGUUUUUGAAUGCACAGUGCUUCCUGAAAACUGUCAGGCCCGUUCUAAAAGGAGUGGACGAUAUAUUCUUUCUGCAGCCGCUUUUCGUCGGCGAAAUGACAAUGAUGGUGUCUACUGUCGUCUGGUCCCAAGCAGACGAGGUGCAGAUUCAGGUUGAAGCAUUCCGCGUUGAUCCCGUGUCAGGGGAUAGGAAAAAAACCAACAUCUUCCAUUUCCGCUAUGAUACGCUCAUCGAUGAAAAGGACACGUGGCGGCGUAAGAUACCGCCAAAGGUGUUUCCCUCGGACUACGCGGACUACAUUUCCUUCCUGGAAGCAAGGCGACGGUACUUUUUGAGAAGAGGGAAAAAUGAACUUGAAGUGUGA
This is a messenger RNA of Besnoitia besnoiti, 1539 nucleotides long. RefSeq lists its product as uncharacterized. The record is from RefSeq and is a predicted model, not a curated record. Gene Ontology annotation, biological process: acyl-CoA metabolic process. Gene Ontology annotation, molecular function: fatty acyl-CoA hydrolase activity. Bases 1 to 1539 code for a protein of 512 amino acids. The transcript is spliced from 5 exons. Lineage: Eukaryota; Apicomplexa; Conoidasida; Eucoccidiorida; Sarcocystidae.